AUGUCAAUUCGUAACAGCAUCACCGGCCCGUCCGCCGAGACUACUGUCGGCAAAGACAGCUCUGCAGCUGUCUUCAAUCUCCCCAAGCAAUUGCUCUGCGAGUCAUCCACAUACUUCGAGGCCGCACUUAACAAUGGCUUCGCCGAAACUGCCACCCAGAAGAUCACGCUCGACGACGACGACGAUCAUCCCGAGAUCUUCCGUACUUACGCUGCCUGGUUAUUCGAACGCGAACUUAGUCAAGAGAGCAUCGGUGAAGUGGCCGACGUAGAACAUCACUUGUUCUUUGUCUAUAUCUUCGCGGACAAACGGGGCAUAAGACGUCUAGCCAACGACGUCGUUACCAAAAUGUCUUCGCUCUGGGUCACUCAAUCCAUCGAUUUGAGCACUACAGUCGAGUGUCUGCCUCUGCUUCUACCUGGAUGCACUCUCUACGAACUUACCUUGGACAACUUGAUUCUAGCAUCGAGGGCCGGAACGUAUGGCUCAGAUGAAUGGAGAGCCUUUUGCAGCCAUCCUCAAGAGAUCAUGGUAGAGCUGUUCAAAAGAGAACAACGCUUUCCUGACUCUUUCAAGCACCUCCAUGACUGCUUCGGAUCGAUUUGCCAUUACCACGAGCACGAAGAUAUAGACGAGGAAGACAAAUGUAUUAAAAUGACAGCGAGGGGUCGCAAUGUCCAUUAUGGUCACGAAUUCUUAUGGGACCAGGUGGAAUGGCGUUGGUAG
Messenger RNA from Aureobasidium namibiae CBS 147.97, 726 nucleotides. RefSeq lists its product as uncharacterized. Lineage: Eukaryota; Fungi; Ascomycota; Dothideomycetes; Dothideales; Saccotheciaceae. The record is from RefSeq and is a predicted model, not a curated record. The coding region runs from base 1 to 726 and encodes 241 amino acids. The transcript has 2 exons.